Molecule: messenger RNA, 7296 nt
Organism: Scleropages formosus (Asian bonytongue)
Lineage: Eukaryota; Metazoa; Chordata; Actinopteri; Osteoglossiformes; Osteoglossidae
Product: transcriptional activator GLI3-like
Exons: 16
Coding region: 580-5436 (1618 amino acids)
Biological process (GO): smoothened signaling pathway; regulation of transcription by RNA polymerase II
Cellular component (GO): nucleus
Molecular function (GO): DNA-binding transcription factor activity, RNA polymerase II-specific; RNA polymerase II cis-regulatory region sequence-specific DNA binding
Source: RefSeq, a predicted model, not a curated record
UCAAAGCGCACGGAACACACACACUCCCAGCAGCGCUAGCCUCACGCGGCCCCACUUGGUGCACUUAUAUAUAAACACGCGCUUUGUCUUCGGCUUUUGCGGCCAGAGUCGAGCGCGCAGCUGUAGGGUUCGGCCGCGCGCGCGGGCGGGCAGGGAGGGAGGGAAGGAAGGAAGGAAGGAAGGAAGGAAGGCAGCAGGGAAGGAAGGAGGGAAGGAAGGCGGGAACGGCAGAAGUUCUCGCGACGAGCGCGCGGACACUCGCGCAGAAGUGUAGAAGUUGGUGAGAGGAGCGCCGAGCGAGGAGCUCCGAGGGAGACUCACGAAAAGCGACGCACGGGGUCACAGACCGGGCCACGAGGCGGCCGAGGGACGGCGGAGGAGCCGCGAACACAAACAAAUACUUGACUGAUGAGCGGGGCCACGAGGGAAACGCGCAACUCUCUUCCGGUUAAUCUGUGCAGCUCUAUCCAAGAUGGCUCGGCGAAUAAAAAAAAACAGAAAGUCUUAUCGCACCUCUUCAAGUCGCGCACAGAAGGUGUCUCCGCUCCUCAAUGAGACGCUGAGGAAUGAGAAGCUGCCAUGGAAGCCCAGUCGCAGGUCAGUUCCGCAGCUGAGAAGAAGAAGAGGGUAGAGACCAUGGGGGCUGCCAAAGGCCCUUCCGGCCGUGGCGAUGUCAGCGAGAAAGCCGUGGCUUCCAGCACAACGUCCAACGAGGACGAGAGCCCAGGACCCCCAUGCCACCGCGAGCGCCGUAACGCCAUCACGGGCGGAGGCAAGCUGAGCGAGGAGCCCUCCACUUCCACAGAGGAGCGGCCCCCGCUGGUGAAGAAAGAGAUGCACAGCUCUGUGCCCCACCUGGCGGAGCACGCGCUGCCCUACCGUGGCACGUUCUUUGCGGACCCCCAGUACCUCGACUCCCACUAUCCCACACCUCAGUUCUUCCCCGCCUUCCACCCGCCAGUACCCAUCGACGAGCGCCACGCCCAGGGGCGAUACAUCUACGACCCGUCGCCUAUGCCCCCCCUGCAUGUGCCUCCCGCUUUGGCUGGAAGCCCGGCGUUCUCGGACAUUUCCCUCAUCCGGAUAUCACCUCACCGCACCCCUUCUGUGGGGGCAGAAUCGCCGUUCAACCCACCGCACCCAUACAUGAACCCUUACAUGGACUACAUCCGCUCCCUGCACAGCAGCCCCUCGCUAUCCAUGAUCUCCGCAGCCCGUGGACUCAGCCCAGCCGAUUGUGAGUACAAUUCACCACAUACUGGUUUAACCACAGCAGAGUACUACCACCAGAUGGCGCUACUGACAGGCCACCGGAGCCCAUAUGCUGACCUCAUCCCGUCAGUGGCGUCGACGGCAGGGGCGGGUGCCGGCACCCUACACAUGGAGUACCUACAGGCCAUGGAGGGCUCCCGCUUCCCCAGCCCCAGGCUAUCUGGCAGACCAAGUCGGAAGCGCGCACUGCCUCCCUCCCCACUGUCAGAGCACAGCUUUGACCUGCAGGCCAUGAUCCGCAACUCGCCCAACUCGUUGAUCACCAUCCUAAACAACUCACGGUCCAGCUCAUCUGCGGGAGGCUCCUAUGGGCACCUGUCUGCUGGAACUCUCAGCCCGCUCAGCUUCGCCUACCCGUCAACCCCGAUGGCAUUGCAGAUGCACCAGCAGCUGAUUGGACGGCAGCCUGGCAUGGUCGGUUCGGCGUUCGGCCACAGUCCACCGCUCAUCCAUCCGGCACCUGCCUUUGCCACCCACCGACCAAUCCCAGGCAUUAUACCUUCAGGUUUGGGUAGCACAGAGCGCAGUGCAGCCCCCACAGACUCCUCCCAGAACAAACCCACCAGUGAAUCUGCAGUGAGCAGCACGGGUGACCCCAUGAACCACAAGCGCUCCAAGAUGAAGCCUGAUGAGGAGAUGCCCAGUCCAGGGGCAGGGAGCUUGCAGGAGCAGCCCGAAGGGGUGACCCUGGUGAAGGAAGAGGGUGACAAAGACGAGGGCAAGCAGGAGCCAGAGGUGGUUUAUGAGACCAACUGCCACUGGGAAGGUUGCUGCCGCGAGUUUGACACGCAAGAGCAACUGGUGCACCACAUCAACAAUGAGCACAUCCACGGGGAGAAGAAGGAGUUUGUGUGCCGCUGGGAGGAGUGCUCGCGGGAGCAGAAGCCCUUCAAGGCCCAGUACAUGCUGGUGGUGCACAUGCGACGACAUACAGGGGAGAAGCCGCACAAGUGCACGUUCGAGGGAUGCGCCAAGGCCUACUCGCGCCUGGAGAACCUGAAGACCCACCUGCGCUCGCACACUGGGGAGAAGCCCUACGUGUGCGAGCACGAGGGCUGCAACAAGGCCUUCUCCAACGCUUCGGACCGCGCCAAGCACCAGAACCGCACGCAUUCCAAUGAGAAACCGUAUGUCUGCAAGAUCCCAGGCUGCACAAAGCGCUACACGGACCCCAGCUCCCUGCGCAAGCACGUCAAGACCGUUCAUGGGCCCGAGGCCCACGUCACUAAGAAACAGAGAGGCGACACACACCCCCGACCCCCUGCGCAGCCCCGGGAUCCUGGGGCCAACGGCACAGGCCGGUCGCCAGGCCAGCAGAGCCUCGGGGGCUAUGCUGAUCAAAGGGACUACACGCAUACCUCAAAACCAGACGAGCGUCUGCAGGUCAAAUCCAUCAAGACCGAGAAGCCUAUGGCGCCUCAGCCAAGCCCUGGCAGUCAGUCUACAUGCAGCAGUGAGCAGUCCCCCAUCGGCACCCAUCCCGACGGUGCAGUCCAGUUUACUGUGAGCUGGGGAGGCACCGCAGUGCGGGAGGACAGGGACCGAGAGGUAGAGCUGGAGCAGGAGGAGGAGGAGGAGGAGGAGGAGGAGGGGGAGGAGGACCCCGUCAUGGAUUCCACCAUUUCUACCGGCACCUCGGCUGCGGCUAUUUUGCGGGCCCGCUGCCCUCUGGCACGCCCGCUGCGCUGGAUGGAGCGCGUCAAAAUGGAGAGGCUCCAGCAAGUCAACAGCGCAUUCCCCCGGCUCAUCCCGCACUCCCCCACGGCGACCCCCAAAGGCCCUUCUCUUCCUCCCAUCGUAGGAAGCGGCUCGUACCCAGGCCGGAGUGGGGGGGUGCUGCCGGGUGCUGAGAUGACGGUGCUGAGCCUGCUGAAGGAGCGACGGGACAGCGAGGGGAGCGCAGCCAGCUCCGCCUACUUGAGCUCCAGCCGCCGGUCCUCUGGCGUGUCCCCGUGCCUCUCCAGCCGGCGCUCCAGCCAGGCCUCCCAGUGCGAGGUGGGCCUUCAUCGGCGCCAGCACAACCUCAGCUCCACGGACUCCUACGACCCCAUCUCCACUGAUGCCUCCCGGCGUUCUAGUGAAGCCAGCCAGUGUGGUGGAGGUGGAAGCCUGUGGAAUGGAGGGGGUGUGAGCGGGGGCUCGGCGGGGAUGCUCAACCUCACCCCGGUGCAGCACUACCGCCUGAGGGCAAAGUAUGCGGCUGCCACUGGUGGGCCGCCCCCCACUCCACUACCCAACAUGGAGCAGAUGAGCCUGAAGAACCGAAUGGCAGUGAUGGGGGACUACCAGCAAGGGAGUGACCAUAUGCUGCCCCCGCUGGUGUCUCCCCGCCGGUGCGGUGAUGGCAACGCUACUCGGCCCAGUGGGUGUGGGGGAUGUGGCCGCGCAAGCUUCUUUUCCCAAAAGGCUGCGGGACGCGCCGAAAGGAGGGCCAGUGACCCUGUGCGGACGUGGUCAUCAGAGUUCAUUCCUCUGCCCCAGAUCCAACGCUUCAGCAGUCUCAGCCAUGUGCACCCCCUGCCCCCGCUGGCUGGUGCACAGUUCCCUCCAGAGACACAGAGCCUGAGCCUCCAGAACCACGCAUCUUCCGAUAGAAACCUGCGGCAUGGCGUCUUCUUGCCCUGUCCACCCAGCAUCAGCGAACACCAUGUGCUGGAGGUUCGGGAUAUGAAGGAAGCCAAUGAGGGCCCACAGCCCAGCAAAGAGGACGUGCUGCCCGAUGAAUUGGUGCAGUACCUUAGGUCCCGGGAGCAGCCCACAAUGGGCAUUGGCUAUGACUUAGAAGAAGAUCAUUCCCUAUAUUCCCAGCUCCCAGGGAACCCAGAGGUCUCAGUGUUGCUGAAAAGGCCCUCACUGAACCAGGCCUUCCAGAGCCCAGAGCAGCAGGAGGCAACGGGAAGUUCCAGUGAAGACAGACCCAUCCAGUGGAAUGAGGUCAGUUCGGGAAGCACUGAAAAGUUACCACAGAAUCAGCAGCAGAACUGUGGCCAGUGGCCAAAAACGGAGCAAGGCUCCAGUAGCCAGCAAUUUGGGACUUUUGGUAAUACGAUGGUCCAGCACCAGCAUCAGCUGUCAUCAGGUGGGUCCAUGGGCCUUCAAGACAGAUGUGGCCUACAGCAAAAUGGCUUACAGCCAAUUAGCACCAUGCAUGGAACUUCUAGCAGUCAAGAAGUAGGAGUGGAAUUUCUGCACAGACAAACUGUGAGGUCAGGAGAGCAACAUCAGUGCAUAGCCAAUUUGGGGAAGGUUCAAAUAUUUUCAAGUUCUUAUCCUGGGAUGCUAAAGAAUGGGUCACCCUUGACUCACAGUUUCGCCUCUCCUGAUGUCUCCAAAACAAUAUCUGGAUCAGCACGGCUACUCGGCCAGUUCCCGCAGCAAUACAUCAAGCAAAAUCAUGCUCCAAAUGUAGAAGAGACCACCGGUUCACUCUUCCAAAGUGCCGAUCUAGACAACCUGUCCCAAGCCGCAGCACUCAAUGUCCACUCCCAGAUGCACCGUGUCCAUAAGCCAGUCAGCGAGGGAUACGAUCCCACUAAACAGCAGCAACACUAUCAUGUCACGAAAAAUAGCGACAACCCCAUCCUCACUCAACAAGAAUGUUUGAAGAAUGGAAAUGGAACAAAUGGUUCCCUCUCCAGCCAGGUCUCCCAGCUGAAGCUGGAUGCUCCAGACAAUCUCCAAGUGCACUCCUGUACUGAGAUGCAACAGAAAAAUGGCUUCCUCAAGCAAGGCUUUGAUGAUCAUCACACGUCCUAUGAGCCAGCUGAAAUCAAGGCACCCUCUUUCCCUGCUCCCAAGGACCACCGCCUCCUUGAAACGAUGGCCGGCGGAUCGGUGGCAACAGAUGACUCUGUCCUCCUCUCCCCAGGGUCAGAUCAAGUGACCAGCACGAUGGACAGUGGUGCUGGGAUCCCAGACAACAUGCUGCUGGACUUUGACGCCAUCCUGGAGGACUGCUUUGACCAGGACAGCUUGAUGUCAGGGGUCUUCAGCCCCAGCAUCCUGCAGAACCUCUCACGAAACUCGUCCCGACUCACAACGCCGCGCGCUCCAAUGACAUCCCAAAGCAUGCCUACUGGACACAGCAACAUGGCAAUAGGGGACAUGAGCUCCCUUCUCACCAACCUGGUGGAGGAGAGCAAGUUCCUGGCUGUCAUGCACUAGUCAUCUUGUCCAAUGUGCGAAGGGUGAGGAAACAAAAAGUCCCUACAGUGUGUGAAAAAUAUCAAGAAUUGGAACUGAAAUGCAUUUAUUUUGUAUUCAUCUCAUCCCUCGGAAUCGGGGAUGUGGCACUCAUGUAUUCCUUUUCUGGAAUGAAGGCUAUUUUUUGAAGUGCUCUUUUUCUAUCGCUAUAUGUUCAUGACAUAGGGUGACGCUCUUGUCUUCUACCCAUGAUUUUUUUUUUUCUCCUGUAAACUGAUCGUAUAAAUGCAUGCAGUAAAUCGAUUUGGUCAUUAUUAGUAAGUAUUCCAGUAAAGUUACCAGUGCUUCUACCAGUGCACUAUUGAUUAAUGGUAAAAAAAAAAAAAAAUACAUGGAUACCUGCUUAAAAAGCCUCAAGUCAGCAGGUUAAAAAACGGGUUUGCUUACAAAUUUGACUGGUCCAAAUGUUAUGUACAUGUUAUCUGGAUUAAUUUGUUUUGUUUUCUAGUGGUUCUCGUUUUUUGUUGGUCAGUCUGUGAAGGUCAGUGCAGUUUUACAAGUCUUCCAACUUAAGAUGUUUUCAGAACAUAAUGUUUGGGUAUCAAGUCCAAAAAAGCAGAAGACCACUCUAACUGUAUUUGACAGACCAUCACGACAUGUUAUAACAUACUGUAAUUCAUGAAUGCAUGCUUUAAUGGAUCUACAAUGUCUCUGUAGAUAUCUACAUGUAUAUAAUGUUUUGCUUUAAUACAUUUUGGGUGGAAAUAAUAUAUAGUAUAUGGCCACACUUUAUAAUUCUGUGUCUAAAGUAACUUGUUUUUUUGUUGUUCAGCAGAUAAAGUUGUUUUGAAGUGCUGAUAUGAUUUCUGUGUGCGUUUAUGUGCGCACCUCAAGUAGUACUAAUUUUACGAGGAAACAGGUGUUGAGCAAGUUAAAAGACAUGUACAGAUCACUUUAUAAGAUUUAAAAUAUUGCCAAAAUAUUGCAACGCCGCAAUAUGUUAAAACAAGGAUUUCCCUUAAGGAAACUAAGAGGAGCAGAAUAUAUUCAUACAUUUAUUAUGUAUGUUAGUGUUUCCGUGACACGUUAUGUUUCACCCACGUUUUAUUUUUUUUGCAAUUCCAUAUACGACCUUCAGUUUUUUACCCAUUGCAGUGUUACCUUGUUGCAGUAUUUAAGAGCUUCAGUUUGAGAUUGUCUGAAAAUGUUUCCUUCGUGACAUUUUUCUCGCCCAACGUUAUUGUGGAGCCUUCGCCGCGAAACCUUCAAGCAUCAUUUAGGUGCCGCUGUGAAGAGGCUGUAAGACGAGUGUGGGCAUGAAAUUCUGCUCAAACAGCAUAUUUGUACAUUAUUUUGUAAGCUGUGUGGUUGUCACAAAGACUAGGUACUGUUUUGGUCUUGUUCUGAUUUUUUUUUUUUUUUAUGGUCGAUCAUCAGUGAUGCUUUUGUUAAUUGACAGUUGCACCCUGAGAAAGGAGGAAGUGGUCAUAAGGUACGUGCCUUAUUUCUGUAUGACGUUUGAGAGGAUCAACACUGCCAAAUGCUCUACGAAGAGUCUAAAAAUGCAAAAUGUUCCGAGAAACCGUAAAAAGAACUCUGUGAAGAAAAAACACUUGUGUCAGUCUGGUAUUAAAUUGCUAUGUUGGAACAUGUAAAAAUGUUUCGUUUUUAAAACUCAUUUUGAGUUCCCGCAUUUUCUUGCCUUUGUUUUUAUAUUUGUAAAUAUAUUUUCUUCUGUAGGUUCAGCGGAGACUUAAAGAGGCCUCACAGGAUUAAAAAGCAAUGAGUAGCCGAGAUCUCGAAACUUUUACGUUUGUGUCCCGGCAGAACUCUGUAGCAGGGAGCGCAUUACUCAACCAUUUACCAGCACAACCACUUAGC